Molecule: messenger RNA, 1734 nt
Organism: Camponotus floridanus (Florida carpenter ant)
Lineage: Eukaryota; Metazoa; Arthropoda; Insecta; Hymenoptera; Formicidae
Gene: sit
Product: elongation of very long chain fatty acids protein AAEL008004
Exons: 6
Coding region: 388-1320 (310 amino acids)
Biological process (GO): fatty acid elongation, polyunsaturated fatty acid; fatty acid elongation, saturated fatty acid; very long-chain fatty acid biosynthetic process
Cellular component (GO): endoplasmic reticulum membrane
Molecular function (GO): fatty acid elongase activity
Source: RefSeq, a predicted model, not a curated record
AGCACACCGCGGGCUUACUUCAAGCGUAUUGCGAUCGGUCGUUCAGUCUUUUGGAAACAUUGGAUCGCGCGAGAUCGAUUGCUGUGAAAUCACUGUAGAUUAUCGUAGGAGGAUCGGUCCUCUUAUCGAUUUUAUAUAGUGCGUGCUUUGGCGACAUUUUAAUUUCUUUUUAAAAAUAUAUAUAUUAAUAGGGACGCUUUUCUCUUUUUUCUUGGAUUAAAAUUGCUGAUAUACCCUAAAAUCGUCGUGUUGUACGUAAUUGUCAUUCUCGUUGUGAGCUUGCGGAAUUGAAAAAAAGAUCGCGUGGUUGCGUCCCGUGACGAUCCUAGAGGAUGAACUAGUGAAUUCUAUUGCUAUACGUGUAAAAUUCAAAGUUAACUUCCUACCAUGAAUAUCAGUGCGCCACCGACAAUCGACAGGAUGUCUAAUAUCUACAACAAUUCAGCAGUGCGUUUCUGGCACUAUAUAUUCCACGAUUUAUCUGAUCCUCGAACUAGAGACUGGUUUCUCAUACCAUCACCCAUACCUGGCGCUAGUAUUAUAAUUGGCUACCUAUAUUUCACAUUAUCAUGGGGCCCGAAAUACAUGGAACAUCGAAAACCGUAUCAAUUAAAAAAUACCUUAGUCGUUUAUAAUUUUUUACAGAUUCUCAUUAGCAUAUGGUUGUUUUGGGAAGGCCUAACCGGUGCAUGGCUCAAUAACUCCUACAAUUGGAGAUGUGAACCGGUGGACUAUUCAUAUUCUCCGUACGCUUUUAGAAUCGCAAGAGGUGUUCACUUGUAUUUUCUGGCGAAACUCACGGAGCUCCUUGACACGGUGUUCUUUGUGUUGCGCAAGAAAGAAAAGCAAAUCACGUUUCUUCAUUUGUAUCAUCAUACCGUGAUGCCAAUGAUAUCGUGGGGUGCUACGAAAUAUUAUCCCGGAGGCCACGGUAUUUUUAUAGGAAUCAUUAAUAGCUUUGUGCACAUCAUCAUGUACACUUAUUAUCUAUUGGCAGCGUUGCUACCUCAUCACCAGUAUCAACGGUACCUUUGGUGGAAGAAGUACAUUACCACUUUGCAAAUGGCUCAAUUCUGUCUGGCCUUCCUGCACAACUGCCAAUUAUUGUUCUACGAUUGCGACUAUCCGAAAUUUUCGCUGGUUUUCGUCCUACCAAAUGCGGUGUUCUUUUACUUUUUAUUCUCGGACUUUUAUAAUAACGCUUAUACUUCGAAGAAUAAAAGCUUAACGCCGUCGAUCCAGAACUCGGCCAGAGCGAACGGCAUCGCGGAGAAAGUGAGCAACGACGAGAUACCGAACGGAAAAGGGAAAAGCGACUAAUUGGGAGCGGCCAGGGAAGAAGAUGAUUGCGACCGCAAUGAAACGCGAUACGGCCACUAUCAUUCUGUUUUUUCAAUUGAAUCGCAAUUGUAUUCUCUAUUAAUUAAUUUUGUCGAUGUGUUACAACUGUGAAGAACAUUCAGUGCUGAAAAAAAAGAUCAAACGCGCACAAUGCAAAAAUAAAUCGUAACAACCGUAGAAAUGGCCAGAUAUUGACACAGAUCGAAUACAUUUAAUUAUUGAUUGAUUUUUUAGUCUGUUUUUUAUACCAGCUAAAGCGAUCCAUCUAUUGCGCAUUUUAUUCUGCAUCUUCUUAUCUUUAGUGCAUUUUCACAUUAUAGUGAAAUUUUGACAACAAAGUCAAUGUCAAACUUCUGUGCAUAAUUAGUAUGUAAUAUUUCAAAUACAUCUAUU